AGUUCUUACAAUUCGUUACGUCCAAAGUGUCGUUACAAGAUUUUUCUGUGUUAGAAAGCAUGAAUUGCAUACAAAAGUUCCAAAUUCACAGAGAAGACAGGUCAACAGACAAACUUCCAUCUGCACAUACAUUUUUCAAUCAAUUGGAUCUGCUAGUGUACGAGACGUAUGAUAAACUUUAUACAAAUCUACUCAUGAAUGCAGCAAAGGAUUUGGAUGUGCAUAAGCUUGUUGGAACGCUGUUGUCGUAUAAUAUGUAGCAGUAAUAAUAAUACAGUACAUUAUAGAGACACGCAUACACACACGCAUACACACGCAUAUGUAUCUAUAAAUAAUGACCAAUAAAAUUAAAUAUUGCAAUAGAGAAAA
Messenger RNA from Solenopsis invicta (red fire ant), 369 nucleotides. RefSeq names its product E3 ubiquitin-protein ligase HUWE1-like. The transcript is spliced from 2 exons. The coding region runs from base 60 to 260 and encodes 66 amino acids. Gene Ontology annotation, biological process: proteasome-mediated ubiquitin-dependent protein catabolic process; positive regulation of protein catabolic process; protein polyubiquitination. Gene Ontology annotation, cellular component: nucleus. NCBI's taxonomy places the organism in Eukaryota, Metazoa, Arthropoda, Insecta, Hymenoptera, Formicidae. The record is from RefSeq and is a predicted model, not a curated record. Gene Ontology annotation, molecular function: ubiquitin-protein transferase activity.